GUUCUAGGUAGCACGUUUUUUUUCAGUUUUAUUAUUAUUUUUAUUAUAAAGUUGUACGUAUAACAUAAUAUGAUUAGAUAACAUAAAAAGUGUGUCUAUAAAUAAUAGAUAUUAUAUCUACGUUAAAAAAGGAAUAAUUUUUUGUUAAUUUAUACAUAGUUUCGGUCGGCGACAACUGCGCGUCACCGCGAGGACGCAUUUUGCAACAUUUCGUACGGCCGCUAUAUAUGGUACCUCGGGAGGAGCCAUCAUCACUCACCACCGAUCCUCUCGUCUGGACACUUCAACCCUCAACAUGAAACUCUUCGUAUGCAUUUGCGCUUUGGCAGCGGUGGCGUUUGCCGGUGAGAGUGAGAAGCGAGACAAACGAGGUUUGCUGGGCGGACUCGGCUACAGCGGCAGCUUGAGUGCCGGCUACGUCGGCUACAGCAGUGGACUAUCCAGCUACUCAGCCCCAGCUGUCAGCUACUCAGCCCCAGCUGUCAGCUACUCAGCCCCUUCAAUAAGCUACUCGGCCCCAGCUAUCAGUUAUUCUGCGCCAGUAGUAGCCGCUGCGCCUCGAGUGGUCGCCGUCAACAAAGUCGUAAAUGUGCCGCGUGUAGUUUCAGUGCCACAAGUCGUCAACGUGCGAAAAGUGGUAUCUGUGCCGCAAGUCGUCAGCCAGAGAGUCGUAGCCGCGCCGUCUGUAGCCUACACUGCAGGCUACAGCUCUGGCUUGGGCUACAGCUCAGGUUUAGGCUACAGUUCCGGCCUCAGCUACGGAUCAGGCAUUGGCUACGGUGGAGCUGCUUCCUACUCCAGCGGUUGGUGGUGAUUUAUAUAGUGAACUAGUCAAUUGCAAUAAUGUAAAUAUGUUUU
This is a messenger RNA of Amyelois transitella, 858 nucleotides long. Its product is annotated as cuticle protein 16.5. NCBI's taxonomy places the organism in Eukaryota, Metazoa, Arthropoda, Insecta, Lepidoptera, Pyralidae. The record is from RefSeq and is a predicted model, not a curated record. The transcript has 3 exons. The coding region runs from base 296 to 814 and encodes 172 amino acids.